Messenger RNA from Macaca mulatta (Rhesus monkey), 2959 nucleotides. Lineage: Eukaryota; Metazoa; Chordata; Mammalia; Primates; Cercopithecidae. The record is from RefSeq and is a predicted model, not a curated record.
GCUGAUGCUCUUCUGUGAGAAGGAUCAAGCCGUCCACCUGAAAGCAGGCUUCGUGAGAGGAGGGUUUGGCUUUUCUUGACUGCAAGGUGCCCAGUUCCCAUCCUGUGGAAGGCCGGGGGCACAGGGGCAGUAGAGAUGGCGUCAGCCCCAGGAAAGCGUGUGGGAGACAGGCACCUGCGGCCAGCAGUGGAAGGAAGGCUGUAUGGACGCUUCCAAGAGAACCGUACUGUGGGAUGGUCGGAGAGCAAAUCUGAGGGGUGAGAGAGCCUGAUGGAGGAGUAAGGGACAUGUCAGGGGAAGGUACCACCACAGACAGAGACUGAACCGGCCCUGGCCUGUCACCGGCAGCCAAAGCUCUGGAGAGAGACUGUCCAAGUGGUGGGAAAGUGGGUUAGGGUGGAGGAGGCCCCACGCAGAGUCUUCCAUGAGGUGUGGGCAGCUGCUGUUGCGGGGAGGGCAUCCGAGCUCUCCUUUGGGGAGAUGAAUGCACCAGGUGGCUGUGGGGCCCUCGGGAGGGAGAGGAGAUGGGGUGCCUGCCACGUGGACCCUCUGGCCUCCCGGCCCUGUGGACAUCAGGCCUCUCCGUCAGGUGCCCUGCCACACCCCUUCAGGCCGUCCUCGCACAGCACAGCUGGGGACCACCGGAGUCUCUGAGGUCCUGGAGCAAGAAGACUGGACUGGCUCUCCUUGUUUCUCAUUUGGCCGUUCAGCACAUUUUGGGGACCCCUACUGUGUCAGUUACCGUUCUACGGGACACAGCAGAGAACUAAACAAGAAGCUUAGAUUCUGGCACAGGCAUGGAACUUCAGAAGGCACAAAAUGUGCUGGCUGGAGGGGUGCUGAGUGUGGCGGAAGCCAGGGGGCACACACAAGCCCACCCAGUACCAGGGAAGCAGCAGCAGCAGCUCAAAGGCGAGCCCACACCUUAACCGUGCUCUUCAUCCUCACCUGUACGCUUGGCUAUGUGACGCUGCUGGAGGAAACACCUCAGGACACGGCCUACAACACCAAGAGAGGUAUUGUGGCCAGUAUUUUGGUUUUCUUAUGUUUUGGAGUCACACAAGCUAAAGACGGGCCAUUUUCCAGACCUCAUCCAGCUUACUGGAGGUUUUGGCUCUGCGUGAGUGUGGUCUACGAGCUGUUUCUCAUCUUUAUUCUCUUCCAGACUGUCCAGGACGGCCGGCAGUUUCUGAAGUAUGUUGACCCCAAGCUGGGAGUCCCACUGCCAGAGAGACACUAUGGGGGAAACUGCCUCAUCUAUGACCCAGACAACGAGACUGACCCCUUCCACAACGUCUGGGACAAGCUGGAUGGCUUCGUUCCCGCGCACUUUCUUGGCUGGUACCUGAAGACCCUGAUGAUCCGAGACUGGUGGAUGUGCAUGAUCAUCAGCGUGAUGUUCGAGUUCCUGGAGUACAGCCUGGAGCACCAGCUGCCCAACUUCAGCGAGUGCUGGUGGGACCACUGGAUCAUGGAUGUGCUUGUCUGCAACGGGCUGGGCAUCUACUGCGGCAUGAAGACCCUCGAGUGGCUGUCCCUGAAGACGUACAAGUGGCAGGGCCUCUGGAACAUUCCGACCUACAAGGGCAAGAUGAAGAGGAUCGCCUUCCAGUUCACGCCCUACAGCUGGGUUCGCUUCGAGUGGAAGCCGGCCUCCAGCCUGCGUCGCUGGCUGGCCGUGUGCGGCAUCAUCCUGGUGUUCCUGUUGGCAGAACUGAACACGUUCUACCUGAAGUUUGUGCUGUGGAUGCCCCCGGAGCACUACCUGGUCCUCCUGCGGCUUGUCUUCUUCGUGAACGUGGGUGGCGUGGCCAUGCGCGAGAUCUACGACUUCAUGGAUGACCCGAAGCCCCACAAGAAGCUGGGCCCGCAGGCAUGGCUGGUGGCGGCCAUCACGGCCACGGAGCUGCUCAUCGUGGUGAAGUACGACCCCCACACACUCACCUUGUCCCUGCCCUUCUACAUCUCCCAGUGCUGGACCCUCGGCUCCGUCCUGGUGCUCACCUGGACCGUCUGGCGCUUCUUCCUGCGGGACAUCACUUUGAGGUACAAGGAGACCCGACGGCAGAAGCAGCAGAGCAAGGAUGACCAGGGCAGCGCCGUUGGCAACGGGGACCAGUACCCGCUGGGGCUGGACGAAGACCUGCUGGAGCCUGGGGUGGCCGAGGGCGAGGGGCCACCAACUCCAAACUGACCUGGGCCGUGGCUGCCUCGUGAGCCUCCCAGAGCCCAGGCCUCCGUGGCCUCCUCCUGUGUGAGUCCCACCAGGAGCCACGUGCCCAGCCUUGCCCUCAAGGUUUUCUUUUCCUUUUCUCCCGUGCAUCUGGUGAGGCUGAAGGCAAGGGGUGGAGGAGGCCCCAGCACAGCCUCAUCUCCGUGUGUACACGUGUGUGUGUGUGUACACAUGCAUGGCCACCUGUGGUGUGCACGUGUGCUCUCCUCCAGUGCCGGGAGCUGGCUGGCGUGGCAAGGGUGUGCUCUGGGGCAGCGUGUCCCUCAGGAACCAGGUCCUCCCUCCCCUUUCUGCCUGGUCAGCCCCGUGGCCUCUGGCCCACCAAGCUCCGUGUCACUCAGCCACGGCAUGGCCCCGGCAGGGACAUCACAGUACCCUUUCUGCACUCCGUGGGCCCCGGGUGCACUGAGGCCUGGAGGAGUCCACCCUGGCUCCACAUCCACCUCCGCAGCUCGCGUGGGCGUUCGUCCACAAACACUCCAUAGCUGAGAGGCAGUGGAUCCAGGCGGCGACGCUGAGCCAUUUCCUCAGAGCCUUCCUUUCACACAGACCACCCUGGAGGACACGCGGACGGGGUCAGAGAUCACUGAGCUGGCCCCUCCGGGGGGCCUGGAACCCGGAUGCUGGGGCCAUGACGCCUCUGGCUCCGAGUUGAGGGUCGUCUUCACGAGCAAAGAGAACCAAUAAAGUGACAACGAAAGUCUGAGGCUUCCAGCCCUCCCCCCA